This is a messenger RNA of Engraulis encrasicolus (European anchovy), 1288 nucleotides long. It is a transcript of the gene tfap2e, whose product is annotated as transcription factor AP-2 epsilon. Gene Ontology annotation, biological process: regulation of transcription by RNA polymerase II; regulation of cell population proliferation; anatomical structure development. The transcript is spliced from 9 exons. Gene Ontology annotation, cellular component: nucleus. Lineage: Eukaryota; Metazoa; Chordata; Actinopteri; Clupeiformes; Engraulidae. Gene Ontology annotation, molecular function: DNA-binding transcription factor activity, RNA polymerase II-specific; RNA polymerase II transcription regulatory region sequence-specific DNA binding. The record is from RefSeq and is a predicted model, not a curated record. Bases 14 to 1288 code for a protein of 424 amino acids.
AUUUCUGUUCCAGAUGUUGGUCCACACUUACUCCGCGAUGGAGCGCGCGGACGGGCUCACCGGUUCCUCGCCAAGCGGCCGCCUCUCUCAGCUGUCUUCCCUCAAUCAGGCCGCCUACUCCACGGCACCCCCGUUGUGUCACACCCCCGCAUCCGACUUCCAACCGCCGUACUUCCCACCUCCAUAUCCACAGUCCUCGCUGUCCUUCUCACAGAGCCAGGAGUCGUCGUAUCCGCACCUCCCCGAGCCCUACAACUCCAUCAGCUCGCUUCACCAGCAACAGGCCGUGUGGCACUCGCAGCGGUCACGGUCAGAGGAGAACGCCCUGCUGUCGCAGUCCCAACGUGCACUGAGCCUCGACCAUCGGCGGGAGUACCCAGGGGUCCCGCGGCUGCUCCAUGGACUGGGCGAGGGCGCGGCGGCACUGGGGGAGAGUCCUCUCGGGAUGCACGCAGGGCACCACGGGCUGGAAGAGAUGCAGGCAAUGGAGGAAGCAUCGGCACUUGGCGUUUUGGACCAUUCUGUCAUAAAGAAAGUACCCAUCCCUUCUAAGCUGAACGGCCACACGUUGUCGGCCCUGGCCCUGGGCAAGGAUGGUCUGUCUCUGGGUGGGGUCUCCAACCCGGUCGAGGUCUUCUGCACCGUGCCCGGCCGCCUGUCACUACUCAGCUCCACCUCCAAGUACAAGGUGACUGUGGGGGAGGUGCAGAGGCGUUUGGCCCCGCCCGAGUGCCUCAACGCAUCACUACUGGGAGGAGUCUUGCGCAGGGCCAAAUCCAAGAAUGGCGGGCGCUGCCUGAGGGAACGGCUGGAGAAGAUCGGCCUAAACCUGCCAGCCGGCCGACGCAAAGCAGCUAACGUCACCCUCCUCACAUCACUCGUGGAGGGUGAGGCGGUUCACCUGGCUCGAGACUUUGGCUAUGUGUGCGAGACUGAGUUUCCCGCCAGAGCCACGGCAGAGUACCUGUGUCGCCAUAACAACCCAGAACAGAUGCCAUCCAGGAGGAGCAUGCUGAUGGCCACCAAGGAGGUGUGCAAGGAGUUUGUGGAGCUGAUGUCCCAGGACCGCUCCCCGCUAGGGGGAAGCCGGCCGGUGCCGUGCCUGGAGGCGGGCGUGCAGAGCAGCCUCACCCACUUCAGCCUGCUCACCCACGGUUUCGGAGGACCCGCCAUCUGCGCCGCGCUCACCGCCUUCCAGAGCUACCUGCAGGAGGCGCUCAAGGUGCUGGACAAGAGCGAAGGAGGAGGAGGACGGGGACAUGAGAAGGAGCUCAAGCAUCGCAAGUAG